UUUUUCCCAUUUCAUUUUCUGCAUGGAAUGCCUUCUUUCACUAUUUUGCACUUUUUUUUCUUCUUCAAGAACUCAAGUGUCACUUCCUUAGACGUCUUCUUCAGCUUCCCUAAGAGUUAAUUCUUGCCUGUGUUCUCAUAGCACUUUGGAUUUCCCUGAUCUAUACUGCAUGUUGUGCUGUGAUUAUCUGUUUCCUUGCCUGCCUCAGUAGACAGCAUGGACAAUGUCGUCAUCUUUGUAUUACAGUGCCUAGCAGAGUGCUGAGUACAUUGUAGGGAUUUUAUAAAUAUUUGCUGAGUGAACUUUAGACUUUUAAUAACUAUAUAUGAAAUGAUUAUUAUCAAAUAAAAAGAUACAAAUUUAUUCAAGAAGUCCAGGUAUUCAUUCACUUAUUCAGACAAAUAUCUAUUGAACCACUCUUCUAUACUAAGCAUUCGUGAUUCAGUGAUAAACAAAAAACAGACAUGAUCUUUGCCUUCAUGGUACUUUUAGUAGAGAGAAAUAUAUAAAUUAAAUAAUUAUAUAAUGGAUAAAAGAUUUUCUACAACGAAAAAUAUGAGGAUAGGCAUAUGGGGGCAAUGAAAGCAUAUAAUGGACAGUGGAGGGUAACAGCUGAUCUGAGUGCUGAUAGUGAAAGGACUUACCUGGGGAGAAAGGUCUUCCAUCUUCCAGGCUCAGGAAAAAGCCUGAGCCUGGAAGAGGCUGGCCCUGGGGUAAGGGAGGGAGAAUGGUAAGAAUAAGGGACUGAAGGAUGGAUGGCAUGUCUAGAGCAGAGGCAGCAAGUGGACUGAUGGCCAGAGAAAAGGCUGUCACCUUGAGCAUAUGGCUUUUCAUAGGCCUUUUAAAGUUCUGUCUUUAUUUUAAAUGCAGUGGGAAACCAGUAAAAAAACAGCAGUUUUGGUGAGUAUUACUACAUUUUUGUGGGGAUUUAUACAAAUGAUGAUCUACUUUACUAUUUAUUUUUAUUUUGACCAUGUAGACUUCUUCAGGACAGGAAGCAUAUCUUGUAUUUCUUUGUGUUCUUAGAAUCUGGCUCUACACAGUGAAUAGAGAGGGUGACCAAGAGAUGUCUGCUUCUUGUUUUAUUUCAGGUUCUUGAGAGUGAGGCAUUAUGUAAACACACUUAGAAAGAAACUUGGUUAAUCACAUUCAUUGGCUAGCUUAUCGUGACACAACGAUUUGUGUUAAAAUUGUGAAAAACAUGUUUGAUGUGAUGAGUGGACAGCUGGCUGUCCACUACUGCCUUAAUCAACAAAGACUGUCUCUUAAGUGUUUGAGAAACAAACAGUUAAUUUCAAAAGACCUUUAUUCCCAUUUCCAAUAAAGUUAUUUUGUCACUCGUAAUGCUGGAAGUUUUACCAUUACAGAGUCGUUGCUGGGAUCUUAAAGACCCUUUGGUCUUCAAGAGUCCUCUUUGAAAGUGUAAAUAAUGAAUUGGGGAUAAGAGAUAUAUCAAUAUUUAUCAACUGUUGUCUUUGGGAUAUUUUGAUGGCAAUUCAAAUAUAAAGGAAGUAUAUUUGUUGGGGACAGAGCAGGGGCAUUGGUGAUGUGGAAGUGAAGUUUGCCGUAUGGCCAGGCCCUCAGUUUUACUUCCAUUGUCACCGCUAGAAAGUAAGUCGUUUUGUGAAUGCUGGCAAUGAUUGUGUUACUCACUGUAGCCAAAUCUGUCUGGACUUUGGUUUCACAAUAAAACAGAGAGUACUUUUCUCUGUAACCUCUCGGACACUGAAGUUUAAUGAUACCAUGAGGGACGGUGCAAUGAACUUGGGAGAUAAGUUGCUCUGUCAUACAAGCUGAGCCAGCGGCACUAUCUACCUGAAGCCUUUGCGUUUCAAUGAACUUCUCCUAUCAGCUUUUCAGAAACAAGUUCUUUUUGUAAGGCCAGGAUUUCAUUGGAACAUCCGUGUCCCUGAUAGUAAAAUAGUACUUUCUGAUCUUCCAUCAGAUUUUCCAGACUUCUUUAUGUGCCCCACUGCUCAAUAAAUUUCUAGUUCCUGGAGGGGACAUGAAUAAGAAAGGAAGCCUUUGUUGAGAUUUUUGGGGUAAGGGUGGUUUUUUUCAGAAUGUUCCAUGAUGAUUCGAAAAAUUAAGAACUCUAUGCCUGACAGGGGCACAUUUCCUCUGAACAUAUUCUAUGAGACUUUUCUUAUUUCCCUCUAGGACUUUCUCCACUCUGCCCUGUAGAUUUCUACAACAUCAUUUUCAUAUUUAGCAAUUGUUCCUCAUGGAAUGAAUUAUGACUAUGGAAAAUCUUAUAUUAAAAAUAUUUUAAAAUAAAGCCAUUCUGUUAUUCAAUGUAACUGCUUUAUUUCCUCACAUAUUCAUAGGAGACGCCAUAGAUCUUACUGGGAGUUUUAGGAAAUUAAAAAAUCACCACCAAGAAAUAAGAUUCUGAUUACUCAAGUGACCACACUAACUAAAGACUGAUCAACGCAUUUUUUUUUUAAUCCCUUCUUCUGAGAGAUGCUCAUCUCAGGUCCUGAUUCAUCUAAUAGAGUCUAAGUCAGGGAUCAGCAAACUAUAGGCCAAAUCUGACUAAUAGACUUUUGCUAUAAGUGAAUUUUUACUGGAACAUAGCCAUACCCAUCUAUUUAAGCACUGUCUGUGCUGCUUUUGUGCUGCAACAGCAGAGUUAAGUAAUGUAUGGCUUGCAGAACUGAAAACAUUUGCUAUCUGUUCUUUUAUAAAAAUAAAAAAAUUUGCCAAGCCUGGUCUAAGGUAUGUGUUUGUAUAUUCUUUGACCAUCAGUUAAGCUAAGAGCUCCUUGAAAGCACAGACCAAAUAUGAUUUCUCUUUGUCCCUUCAGUGCCUAUCACAUUGUCUUGCUGGAAAGAAGUGGUCAAGUUCAGAAUGAAUGAAAGUAGACUAGUCCAUCUGUGUAAAUACUCAUGCCCUCUGUUACUCCCUAUCUUAAAGAAUAUGGGAACCAUUGAAAAGUAGGCAUAGGGAGAUUUCCUAUCAGGACAAUUUUGGGUUGAUUUUCAGGAAAAUCUGUGUCAGUAGGGCAAACUCUGAUCUCGGUGUCCCGCGAAGGGUUGCUGCUUGUCUCGUUCUAGCAGUUCAGGGGUGGGAAGGCAGGGAUUAAAGGGAAGGACCAAUGCAACUUUUCUGCCCCAAGAGAAUUUUCAUACCUGGUGAUUUCCCCAAGUAUUUAUAAGGAUGUCCCAGUGUCAGGUGCUGGGCAGCUCGGCCCAGGAAUAGCUAAGUAGGAAUGCUGGGGAUACUUGUAUUCCCCGCUCACUCAUCCCAGCAGGUAGAUUCUGGUUUGACAUUUGGUAUUAUGUGAAAAAGCAGGUUUGGGGAAGCAAAUGUAGCUUGCUUUCUAUACUCUUUCUACCUUUGAAUGCUCUUGAUUGACUUUCCCUAUAUAUGUAAAUCUGAGAAAUGCCUAAAAUGUAAAGUAGUUUUUAAAGAAGUUCAUAGGUCUGAUACCUUGUUUGAGUAGGCAUUGGAAAGGGUUCAGGAACAUAUUUUUGGCUAGUUUCCUUAAUAAUCAAGCCAGAGGUGACAAAUAUGUACUACAUUUAUUACCGUUUUGACCCCUUUUCACCCUUCUGUCAGAUAUCACUAAUAGAUCAUGGUGUUCUUUCAGAGAGCGUCAGAAUCCUUCUUAACAUAUUCCAAGAAGCUACCACUAAUUAGCCAUGUUUGGCAUAUGAGCUGAAACCUUACUUUCCAAAGCUGGUUUUACAUAUGUCUAAAUGUGGGAAUCUUAUUUCUUCCUUAGCACCUCAUCUAGUAAUUUAUCCAGGCCUUGAAGGUAGUAACUGGGGAGGCCUGGCUAACCAAGACCUUCUCAGCAUAUUGCAAACAAAGGUGUGAAGUGACCAGAUGGAGUAAAGCAGAGUGUGCACUGAAAAGUCUCAUGAAAUGAAUUUAGAAUAAUCAGGAGAAGCCAGAUUUAGGUGGACAUUGGCAUCCAGGCGAAGACAUUUGAAUGAGUUCUGUAAAGUCAGUGUUCCCAAAGAAUGGUUAAGGUUCUCCAGAGAAACAGAACCAUAGCAUAGAGUGUACACACACACACACACACACACAGAGACAGAAAGGGGGGCGAGGAUUUAUUUUAAAGGAUUAGCUCAUGUGAUUUUGGAAGCUGGCAAGUUCAGCAUCUGUAGCGCAGGCCAGCAGGCUGGAAUUCCAGCAGGUCUUGGUGUGGAGGUCUUGAAGUGGAAGGCAGUCUGUACGCUGAAUUCUUUCCUUUUUGGAGGACUUCAGUCUUUUCUCUGAGGUCCUUCAACUGACUGGAUGAGGCCCCACACAUUAUGGAAAUUCAUCAGCUUUACUCAAAGUCUACUGAUUUAAAUGGUAAUCACAUCUUUAAAAAAAAACGCACCAUAACUGUGACAUUGACUGGUGUUUGACUAAACAGUGGGGCACCAUAACCUAGCCACAUUAACAUGUUAAAAUUAAUUGUUGUAGUCUGCAUAAGUAAUUUUCAGUGGUAGACAGAUUCAUGUCUUAAAAUUUGUAUUAUACAUAUUAAUGUCAUUUACCUGAAACUUCUGAUUUCAUAGAAACUAUUGGUUAGAACAAAGCUAAAUUCAUUUAAGUAAAACUGAGUUUAUUUAAAGAAAAUUAUUAAAUAGAUGUUGGGUACAAAUGGUAUAUGGAUAUGGUGAGUAUAUGAAGGUUGUUUUGAAAUGACUGGUAUUAGAGAGUGGUAAACGGCAGAGAAUUGCUGUACUCCUGAAACAAGGAAAUGUCAUAAGGAAACACGGUUUUUGAAAGAUUAAUUCUGUUGCCCUGAGCAAAAGCCAUGGGUAGAAAAAAAUUCAUCAACAAAUAAUAAAUGUGAAAAAAUUCUCCUUUGCUGUAGUAGUAAAAUAAUGCAUUUUCUCAAUCUGCUUUUUUAAAAAUUGCUUGUGCUAGUCUUUUUUUUUUUUUAACAAAUAGGAGUUUUAAAUUAUAUGUAAUCUGAGCAGUUGGUCUUUGUUUUAUGAUUUCUUAAAAGGAUUUUAAGCUUAGGAAAUCAUUCUUGGUUUGAAAUUCACAGACCUAAUACACUGGGCAUUUGGAAAAGGAUGCUUUUUAAUGUAUCUGGGGUUUAUUUUGUUAUACACUAUGAAAGAUGGGUCUAAAUGAAUUUUAUUUCCCUUAAAUUCCUUCCCAGUUAUUCCUGCACGAAUUAACGAAUAGUUCCUUCUUGGUGAUGUCAUUUUAUCUUCUAGCAAAUUCUUGUAAGGAACAAAAUCAAUUUCUGGACUAUCUAGUCUGUGUUCUAUAUCUUUAUGUUUUUUCUUCUUCAGUAGUAUCUUAUUUUAGUCAUCAUAGGCUUUUUUUUUUUUACACCAUAGAGAGUUUAUUUUACCUGUAAAAGGGCAGAGGUUAACAUGUGGACAAAAGGGUAAAGCGUGGAGCUCGUGUGGGAGACUAAGACAGUGACCUGAGGCUGAGAGUAGUAAAGGUUGGUCGAGGGGAGCGUUGGAGGUGGUGAUGAAGAGACAGAUCAGAUCUAGGACCUGUCCUGCAGGCAGAGACCAUGAGACCUGUUGAUGCCAAAAUUUAUGGGAUAUAGCCAAAGCUGUUAUAAGAGAGGUUUCUCAUAAAAAAUACCUGCUUGUCUUCAAGAGUCUCCUGGAGAGGUGGGUGGCAGCUGGGGACACAGACACUGGCAGCAGCCACUAUGGGAGCUCCCCCAACUAUGUGGACACUGGUGCUGGCCUCUCUUCCUUCUCUGCCCUGGUGAAUGACUGCUAAAGGAAUUUAAAGCAUGUAAAACAUGAUAAAUGUUGAUUUGUUGCCUGGCCAUUGAACUGGACAUCUUGCCUUCUUGCAGGGAGAAGAUAGCUGUAUGUGAACCAGGAAGUUGGACUCACCAGACACAGAAUCUGCUGUGCUUUCAUCCUGGACUUCCUACCCUCCAGAACUAUGAGAACCCUACGGACCCAUGUCUGAGCUUUGGCUCAACAUCCUUGGAUAUUGACCCCAACCUCACCAUCCUGUGCAGCUUGGGGUUGCUCCUUCUAUUCCUAUGCUACCUGGUGGGGUUUCCAUCUUUACCAGCCUUCUGCAAAACCAAAGACAUCCGAAAGUGUCAGGGCAGAGCCAAGAGGAGAAGGAAAGGUGGAACAUCGAAAGGUUGGAGAUGUCACCAGAGAGAAACAGAGGAGAAAACGAGGCUGAUUUCUAUUCUGAAAAGCGGUGUGAAGAGGCAGCAGGCAUCAAGUGACGCCACCCCUGCCAAGUCAGCAGAUCCUUUUCCCGUUGUUCUGGUCCUGCCUAUUCCCGAGAACUCACCUGCAGAUAGCCCAGAUGCACUGUCCACUUAUGUCCCAACAAUCAAAGGCAUUGACCAUUCAAGCCUGUCAGUCUCAAACUUCUGGUGGCAGGCUCAUGCCAAAGACUUGUUCCCUUCGACCUUGGCACAAUGUGAUUUCAAUCAGGAGUUUCUUGCUCUCCAUUCUUCAGAGGCCUCUUUUGAGGGAGACCCUGCAGCCAACCUUGUAGAGCCUGGUAACCUCUCAUUUCUCAGCCCUGAUGUCCUGGCACUCCUGGAGAGACAAGUCCAAAAAAGGAGCAAUUGCCUGACGUGGAAGGAAAAGGAAAAGGAAAAGGAAAAAGAUUCUUUUCCAAAACAACUUAGCCCAAACUACCAACUAAAUUCUCCAGGGAAAAUGUUAGAAUCAGUGGCUGAUAAGCGUGACUCUGCCGUCUCCCUUCCUUUUUGGAGCAGCAGAGACAAACCAAAGGAGCUGCAUGUGCCUCAGCAGUAUCCUAAGACCUUAGAGGACCAUUUACAGCAAAAACGUAUCCAGCUCUUCUGGGGUCUUCCAUCUCUGCACAGCGAGUCCUUGCCUUCUGCUGUUCGUGUCUCAGGUGAUGGUUCCUCAAUCUUUAUUUUCAAUGGAAUCUCGAAUACCUCCACAGGCCAAGAAUCCCCACUACUUCCCCAUCCCCUACCUUUGUCCUUGCCUGAGAUUCAGCCUGAACCCUUGCCUCAAACUGUACCUGAGCCACAGCCCCUACCUCUCACUCAGGCCCAGCCCCAGGCCCAGUCUCAGUCCCCACUCCCAGUCAUACCAUCUAGUCCUUUACCCCAGAUUAGGAUCUGUGGAGUGUGUUUCCAUAGACCUCAGAAUGAAUCGGAGUCUCUUGCCUCAUCUGAAAUUCAACACCUGGAAUGGAACAUAUUGCAGAAACAACAGAAAAGUUUGUGGGGUUUACCCUCUGUGGUCCAAAGAUCUCAAGAAGAGUUUUGUCCAUCAGCUUCUGAUGCUCCUCACUCCCGGCCCUCCCUGGCCCAUGUUUCAGUCUCCAUCCUUCCUGGAAAGUUUCCUCUCAGUGAUGAACUUCGGAAGAAACUAGAGCAUCACCUUCGGAAGAGGCUCAUCCAACACCGGUGGGGCCUGCCUCGCAGAAUCUACGACUCUGUGUCACUGAUGAUGCCUCCAAGAGAAUUUUCAGAGAUUUCUGAGUUAGAGAGCAAUGAUGGAGUUUCACUGAUCUCUGUGUUUAAGGGUCAGAGUAGCAAAAAUCUAAAUGUUGGAUUGAGCCAACCUGGAAGCUUCCAUGAGAAGGACUCAGAAAUGCUCCAGCUAGAGGAAGAUGUGGGGAAGGAUCAGGGACAUAGCCAAGAGAAUGGCCCAAAAUAUCAUCUGUUGAAUGACCCAAAGAGCUCUCCAGAUAAGGAUCUGGGGUAUGACUCUGAGAAAGACCUAAACAGUCAGAUGGAGAGUCCCUCAGAGAAAAAUUCAAGGGAAUUAGCAGGGAGUCUAAAUCAGAGACAACUUGAAAAUGUCCUGAAAGUACAUUUGAGCAAGAAGUUUGAGGAAAUCAGUGAGGGCCGGCUCCCUGGGACUGUGCAUAGUUCAUGGCAUGCUAUUAAGCAGACAUUGUUUCUUUCUGUGAAAUCCCACACUCAAAUAAAACAGAGAAGUUUGUCAUCAUCAGUGGAUGAGAGCUACUCCCUGAAUACCUGCCAGGAUCUUUCCUUUGUUGAUUCCAGUGCACACCAGAUGCUGGAAACCCAUAUCAAAAGGUUUCGUAUGAGGAUGGUGUGGGGACUUCCCCCUAGGGUCGCUGAAUCCAUAGAGAUCUUUAAAUUGAAAGAUGCCUCAUCCCAGUCCUUGUCCCAUUCCAACUUCCCUUCUUCGACCGAUGUGAUUUCUGAGGUGGACUCCAAAUCUGGGGGCUUCAGGUCCUUUAGAGGAAGCUCUAAAUCUCUUUAUGGAGACAUAGUGGAAACAACAAACUCAGCCUCUGUUCUGGAUCAUUCUCUCCCUGCCACCUCACCUGUGGACAAAGAAGGACAGAAGGUCCUGAGACAAUCACGCUCUGAAAUCAACCGUGGGCUUGCAGAGGAUGUUCAGAGACUUAAGAAUGCCAGACAGACUCCUCUACCUGUCACACACUGUGUCAGAGGGAAAGCGAGUCAGAAACAGGCUCUACUAGCCAACAGACACCCCCCAAAGCAGCCUGCAAAGCAAGCUGGGGCCAGAGAUAAGCCACAGUGUCAGAGUGUGAGUUCCAGUGAUAGAGCAGAAAAGCAACAGGGCAAAAACAUGGAGAAGUCCCAGCCUGUUUCCAUGCCCAAAGUGUCUAGGGAGAUAUUCAGGGCUGAGGAGCUCGAGACUCUUCAAUUAAAAACUAAUGGUAUGUUGACAACCAGCAAGCCAGGAAGCUCCCAAAUGAUAAACCUGAAUGAGAGUAAAGUAGAAACUACUGUGACCACCAAAAGCCCCCCACCAAAGCUAGCAGUUCCCCCGGAUCCUAAAUCAUUAGACCUUAAAGAACAACUGUUUGGUGAGUUAAAAUUUAAAUUGGAGAACAGGGAACCUAGCCAGGCUCAAGGCCAAGCUACUGACAUGUCCCUUGCUUCAGAUAACUUGACUUACAAAGCCUCACUGACUCAUACCCAGGGUGUCUCAGGUGGAGACAUGGGCACUUCCCAGGUGCUGCAUGUCCAUUUAGGUGAUAGAGGACUCGGGAUGGAGCAGCAGCAGGAGACCUGGGUCCCUAAACAUGUCUUAAGGAGGUGCCAGGAUAAGAAUUUCCCACCAACUGCAAAGAGAGUGAGCCCUCUGGGACCCAAAGCAGAAGAGCUUGGUGGAGGCGAUGCAGGGCUUGGGACAUCCCAACCUGAAAGUAAGAGUUUCCCUACUCAGGAGAUGGCAGUUGAAGAGACAGUUGGGAGCAAGUCUUCCCAGACCCUAUCACAGAAGGGACAGCCUCCUCCUGAAAGCCUUAUCAAAAAAAGAAUGAAGCAUUUUUUGCAAUGGCUUUAUCCUGGGGUAAAAUGCAAAAGGCAAGAAGAUCCCCAGAAAAAAGUCAGCCCCAUAUUAACUGCCCAGAGCAGAGGCCUCGUUAAAAGUAAAGCUGCCUUUACAAGGACGACUGAAGCUCAGAAAAUCAUGACAGACAUUGGGAAGUUCUUAGAGGAGAAACUGGGGUGUCAGCAUGCAACUGAUGUCACCUGCUCUCAAGAGCCCCUUCCUUCCCCAGUGCAGUUUGGGAAAACUCAGCAAAAGGCAGAAGUGCAGAUCAGGGCAGAGCCCGUUCCGGGGCAUCCUCUCAACUAUGAGGCUCCCUCCUGUAAAGUGACAAAUACCAAGUCUUGCCGUCAAGAAGCUAUCUUUGCUGGUCCAAGUCAUCCUCCAAGUGCUAGACGGAUCAGAGACAAGAACAGACACCCCCAGAAAGUUGUGGCAUUUAAGGACCAGCUAUUGUGUCAGAAACGUCCCCCACCAGUGCCCCGUAGGGAUCCUGUGCCCCAUCUGAACCCCACCUGCAGGCAUCAAGCUGGCCAGGGCCCUCCAGCUGCCGUCACCACUGCUGAAGGCACUGUGUUGAGGGAUCUGUCUCUACUGUUCAGACAGAAAAUGCUUCUCCAGGAUUUCCAUGGAGGAAAAUUUCCCACUCCAAAAUAAUUCCUUCUUUGUGGAGAAUAUUCAUUCUUCCCAAUAAAUGUUUCUCUAAUA
Molecule: messenger RNA, 9917 nt
Organism: Vicugna pacos (alpaca)
Lineage: Eukaryota; Metazoa; Chordata; Mammalia; Artiodactyla; Camelidae
Source: RefSeq, a predicted model, not a curated record